Messenger RNA from Impatiens glandulifera, 1535 nucleotides. RefSeq lists its product as uncharacterized. The record is from RefSeq and is a predicted model, not a curated record. Lineage: Eukaryota; Viridiplantae; Streptophyta; Magnoliopsida; Ericales; Balsaminaceae. The transcript is spliced from 2 exons. Bases 711 to 1112 code for a protein of 133 amino acids.
UUCCCAAACCCUAUCAGCUGAAUCAUCUCCUUCCCUAGUUUGAUCCAACCUAACCCUAAUAUGGCAAAUAUUUUUUUCACAGUUCCUUUACUUCUUCUUUUGGGUCAGUGUUUUUGAAUGGAAGCAUUCCGCCAUGGCGAUUCCAACCAUAUCUAAUACUUGCUCAGGAAUCCUAAACUUUUCUCCCAAAAACCCAAUCUCAAUAUGGCGGAAAGACAACACAUUCAAAUUCAACAUUCACGAUUCCAAUCCAUUUACACCUCUCCACUACAAGACGACUACAAACUUCCGCCAAUUUCAUCCGACCUUUAUCUCGACCAAACUCCUUAAGGAAGAAGCUUAACGAGCAACUACUACAACAACAGGUAGGUCAGUGCCCUAAAAUUCAACACCCAAUUCUAAAUUAUGAUGAUAGAGAGAGCUCUAAUGUUGACGGUGUGGAAUCGUGUAAGUUAAGUUCUAAUAACAUUACUCUGCCUGCUAACAAUGAAGCAAAUUCUGGACAUUUGGGUGAUUCAGUCUUGUGGAAUAAAUUGGAAACUUGAGUUGAUCACUGUAAGACAGAGUCUGAAUUUUGGGGAGUUGGAUUUGGUCCUAUAUUCACUAUCUAUCGUGAUUUAGAUGGAAAAACCAAGAGUGUGAUUGUUAAUGAGGAGGAAAUACUGAAAAGAUGUGGUUUUAGUCCCCACAAAUAUGACAGAAGUGAGUUCAUGGUCUCUCCAGAUGCGAAAUAUAAAAUUGACCAUGCUAAUUAUCUGGCUAAGGAGAUUCAGAGUGGGAAUCACGCCUUUUCCGAAAGUAGUUCUGUGGCAAGGUUUGUGGUGCAAGGGCAGCAAUCCAGGUUUCUGAAUACAAUCCAGAGUCUUACUAGUAAGUCUGUUUUGUCUUCAAAGCAAUCUAAGGUUGGGAUCAUUCUAUUGCUGGGUGGUUUCUUUAUGGUUUGUGGGUUGAAGGCUUUGUUUGCAAGUAGAGAAGCUAAAGUACUAGAAUAUACAAGGUUGGAAAAGGACAUGUUAAGGAGAAAAGUAAAGGCAAUGAAAGAGAACGAUAAACUAGAAAAGGGUAGUGUGGAAGUUAUUCAGGGUUUUAAAGAGAAUCCAAGAAAUCCGUGAAAUGGCAAGGCAAGUAAGAAAGGACGAGUGAAAAGACUCCACACCAAGUGCUAGUGAUGCUGAAGCAAUCGAUUCAAAAGAAGAGCAUGCGAACCUUCCAAAUUUGUAGUUGACAAAAUUACAAAUAUCACAUCAGAGAAUCAGAAAAGCCAGACAACUGCAUCAUCAGCUUGUGAAGACUUAUUGAAGGACUUUUAUGAACAGAAACGUAGUUCAUCAAGCAGGAUAGGUUUAGUUGAUGGUGAAAGCUAUGUUGGAGAAAUAAAGGAAAAGAAGAAUUCUAAAAAUUAUGCUCUUGUACCAAUAGUUUAAAGCCAUAACAUGAAUAUGAGUUUUCUAAUAAUUAUGCACUUGGUUCUAUUAGGUAAUUAACCUUUCACAUCAUACAAAUUUAUUUUUUAUUAUGUUUAUUUUUGUUUUUAA